AUGAGUGAUAAAGUGAUUAGGUUUAGAGCUGGUAUAACAGAUUUUGAUCCUGUAACAAAAAAUUGUGUUCCAAAGAGUGUACAGGGGACAAUUACGAUAAAACCGAAUGAGGCAGAGGAAGAAUUAGGAUUUUAUGAUUUUGAAUGGGUCCCUGUAGACGUAACUGCUGGAAAUAGAUAUCCUGAGAUCAAAUUGAUCUUAAUUCCUGGGGAAACGUGCUGGGUACCUAUUGAAUCAUCUCCUGAUGGUAGAUUUUUCGCUUUGGUGUUCUCAUCUAAUGAAAAAUACAUAUUUUGGUUACAAGAAAAGAAUAAGGAAUCAGCAAACUUGAAUGAUCUGACCUCAAAGGACAAGGAAAUUUAUGAUAACAUGAUAAAAAUACUGAGCAGCAGCGAUGAAGCUAUGAAUUAG
Molecule: messenger RNA, 411 nt
Organism: Kazachstania africana CBS 2517
Lineage: Eukaryota; Fungi; Ascomycota; Saccharomycetes; Saccharomycetales; Saccharomycetaceae
Gene: RPN13
Product: proteasome regulatory particle lid subunit RPN13
Exons: 1
Coding region: 1-411 (136 amino acids)
Biological process (GO): ubiquitin-dependent protein catabolic process
Cellular component (GO): proteasome regulatory particle, lid subcomplex; cytoplasm; nucleus
Molecular function (GO): proteasome binding; ubiquitin binding; endopeptidase activator activity
Source: RefSeq, a predicted model, not a curated record